AUGAGUGAAGAAGAACAAUUUGACGAUAAUGAUUCAGUUGACAACUAUAAAGUUGCUGCUAAAAAAACUGUUGAUGAAUAUAAAAAUUUAGAUGCUGAAGAUGCUUCUUUAGCCAAAUGGAAAGAAUCGUUAGGUCUAGGUGCUGAUGUCUUACCAUUGGAAUAUCCUGGUGAUAAGAGAAGAGUAGUCAUCUUGGAAAUUCAAUUGAUCAUUUGUGAUCCAAAAGACUUAAAUAAAGAAGAGGUUAAUAAAUUUGAUUUGACCAACGAAAACACAAUUAAAGAAUUAAGUAAUAUUAAAUACAAGGUUAAAGAAAAUUCCAUAUAUAGAUUGAAAAUUAGAUUCAAAGUUCAACAUGAAAUUAUAACAGGGUUGAAGUACGUACAAUAUAUUAAAAAAGCUGGGAUAUCCAUUGAUAAAAUUGAUGAUCAAUUGGGUUCGUAUGCUCCAAACACAAAACAAAAGCCCUUUUAUGAAGUAGAAUUACCAGAAAGUGAAGCUCCAAGUGGAUUACUAGCAAGAGGUAAAUAUAAUGCAGUAUCUAAAUUCAUUGAUGAUGAUAAGACUAACCAUUUGACUUUGAACUGGGGUGUAGAAAUCGUUAAAAAUAAAUAA
Messenger RNA from Henningerozyma blattae CBS 6284, 615 nucleotides. RefSeq names its product Rdi1p (gene RDI1). NCBI's taxonomy places the organism in Eukaryota, Fungi, Ascomycota, Saccharomycetes, Saccharomycetales, Saccharomycetaceae. Gene Ontology annotation, molecular function: Rho GDP-dissociation inhibitor activity; protein binding. Gene Ontology annotation, cellular component: membrane; cytoplasm; cytosol. The coding region runs from base 1 to 615 and encodes 204 amino acids. The transcript has a single exon. The record is from RefSeq and is a predicted model, not a curated record. Gene Ontology annotation, biological process: Rho protein signal transduction.